Messenger RNA from Ananas comosus (pineapple), 1609 nucleotides. RefSeq names its product cytochrome P450 734A1. Gene Ontology annotation, molecular function: heme binding; iron ion binding; monooxygenase activity. Bases 20 to 1507 code for a protein of 495 amino acids. The transcript has 4 exons. The record is from RefSeq and is a predicted model, not a curated record. NCBI's taxonomy places the organism in Eukaryota, Viridiplantae, Streptophyta, Magnoliopsida, Poales, Bromeliaceae.
CAUCCCCCAAUCUCCGCCGAUGGCUCCUCUGCUUCCCCCCGCCAUCCUCGUCGUUCUCCUCCUCCUCCUCUUCUUCCGCGUCGUCCGCGCCGUCAUCUGGCUCCCCCGCCGCGCCCGGCUCCGCCUGCUGCGGCAGGGCGUCGGCGGCCCCCCGCGGCGCGGGCUCGUCGACGGCAACGCGGCCGAGGUGCGCGCCCUGAUCGCGCGGGCGCAGUCGGCGCCGCUCGCGUCGCUGGGCGACCCGGGCGUGGCCGGCCGCGUCGCCCCCCACUACCGCGAGUGGUCCGCCAGCUUCGGCCGGCCCUUCGUCUUCUGGUUCGGGACUCGGCCGCGGCUGGCGCUCGACGCGCCGGCCUUCCAGAAGGGGGUGCGCAACCCCAUGGCCCGGCAGCUCUUCGGCGAGGGCCUCGUCGGCCUCGAAGGCCCCAAGUGGGCCCACCACCGCAGAAUCAUCGCCCCGGCCUUCAGCAUGGAGCGGGUCAAGGGUUGGGUACCUGCAAUUGCCAAAAGUACAUUAACAAUGUUGGAGAGAUGGGAAGAGCUGGGCCGGAAUAACUCUGAGUUUGAGAUAGAUGUAUUUAAGGAGUUUCAAAUCUUCAGUGCAGAUGUCAUUUCUCGCGUGGCCUUUGGCAGUAGCUUUGAGGAAGGAAAACGUAUUUUUCAGUUGCAAGAAGAACAAGCAGUUCUUGUUUCUCUAGCAUUUAGAAAUGUGUAUAUUCCAGGGUUCAGGUUUAUACCAACAAAGAACAACCAAAAACGAUGGAGACUGAACAGGGAAAUUCGGGGCUCGUUACGGAAGUUGAUUGAGAUCAACGGAGAAGAGUGCGAGAACUCUAAGAAUUUGCUUGGUCUAAUGAUAUCAGCAAAUAAAGCUGAAGGUGAAGAAAAAAUGGGGAUUGAGGAAAUCAUUGAUGAGUGCAAAACGUUCUACUUUGCCGGCAAGGAAACAACCGCAAACCUUCUGACAUGGUCGGUGCUGCUUCUAGCAUUCCAUCAAGAUUGGCAAAACAAAGCACGUGAGGAAGUCAACCAAGUUUGUUCCGAUCGUGAAUUCCCUAGUGCGGACGAACUCGGCAAUCUCAAAAUUGUAAACAUGGUAUUGAAGGAAACUCUGAGACUGUAUCCCCCAGCUGUAGCGCUCAACAGAGUAGCCACAAGGGAUGCCAGAAUAGGCACACUCGAUAUCCCGGCCGGCACGCAGAUCUACAUGCCUAUCAUAGCUAUUCACCGUGAUGUUGAAUUGUGGGGCGCCGACGCCAACGAGUUUAAUCCAUUGCGGUUUGGAGAGGACAAGGGGCAUUACAAUCUUGGCACGUACUUUCCUUUCGGCAUCGGACCCACCAUCUGUGUCGGACAAAAUCUGGCUCUUGUCGAGGCGAAAGUAGCUCUCGCCAUGAUUUUGCAACGAUAUGAGUUCAGGAUUUCACCUUCUUAUGUUCAUGCUCCAAUGCUAUUCCUGACCCUUCAGCCUCAGUAUGGUGCCCAAGUUCUCUUGCACCGGAUAUGAGCUCAUUCCGGUUCUGAGUAGGCAUGUAAAACUAAACUGUCUCUGCUACAAAGAACACAAAUGAUUUGUGCAAUUCCAAUAUGUGAUUGUUGUUGUAUCUCA